Messenger RNA from Pestalotiopsis fici W106-1, 1746 nucleotides. Its product is annotated as lipase atg15. Gene Ontology annotation, biological process: multivesicular body membrane disassembly; piecemeal microautophagy of the nucleus; neutral lipid catabolic process. Gene Ontology annotation, molecular function: glycerophospholipase activity. The transcript has 2 exons. The record is from RefSeq and is a predicted model, not a curated record. Bases 1 to 1746 code for a protein of 581 amino acids. NCBI's taxonomy places the organism in Eukaryota, Fungi, Ascomycota, Sordariomycetes, Amphisphaeriales, Sporocadaceae.
AUGAUGCGACGCAAGAGACCAACCUGCAACUCUGCUGGCAGAGUAACCGCCGCCCAGCUACUACUAUCCUUCCUCGCCCUGUCGUCAUCUACUGUCGCAUACGAUCAAAAUGCGCAAAUCGUCCUUGACGGCUCGCCGAUAAUAACCCCUCCCAUGAUUGUUGAGCCGCCGCAGCCUGCCGAGCACACCUUUACGCUACGUCAUAUCCUUCAUCAUGGAACCUACCGGCACCCCGGUCUGCAUCGCCGCCGUGAUGUGACGGAACCACAAGCCCAAGUAUGGCUCGCUGGCGACGAUGGAUUCGAGGCCGAGCAGAUGCCACCUCUCAAAGCCAAGAGCUCGGCCCAAAAGAUUGAACGAUUAGUCGACAGGCGGCCCAUGGUUGUAGACCCCAUGGUGGCUGAAGCGAGGGAGCGCGGAUACGUCUUGGCUGGAAUGCCCUCUGCCUGGACUCUCGACGAUGUCUCUGGACCAGACGUGACGGACAAGGGAACCGUACUUACCAUGGCUCUGAUAGCUUCUGAUGCCUAUGUCGAAAAGCCAAGCUUGCCAGACUGGGACGAGGUGGGCAAGCCCUUCAACAGAAGUGCCGAUUUUGGCUGGGAGACAGACGGACUGCGUGGUCACAUCUUUGCCGACGAGAACAACUCGACCAUUGUGAUUGGACUAAAGGGUACCUCGGCCGCCGUCUUUGAUGGAGAAGGUACCACCACAAACGACAAGGAGAAUGACAACCUCUUCUUUAGCUGCUGCUGCGCCCAGCAAGGUCAGUGGUCGUGGCACCAAGUUUGCGACUGUGCUACAGGCACCUACAGCUGUAACAAUACCUGUGUCACGCAAGCACUACGGGCAGAGAACCGCUACUAUCAAGCCGCGCGAGAACUAUACUCUAACGUGACUGAGAUGUACCCCGACUCCAAUGUAUGGGUAGUCGGCCACUCGCUUGGCGGCGCUGUCAGCUCAUUGUUGGGCCUGACAUAUGGCCUACCGGUCGUGACUUUUGAAGCGGUACCCGAAGCACUCGCAGCUGGGCGACUGGGACUUCCCGUUCCUCCACAUGGAGAUCCUCAGUAUCCUCAGACCCGGGAAUACACUGGAACCUAUCACUUUGGCCAUACUGCCGAUCCCGUCUAUAUUGGAACGUGUAAUGGAGCAACGGCGUCGUGUUCCUUUGCAGGGUACGCCAUGGAAUCAGCCUGCCACACUGGAUACGAGUGUACCUAUGACACAGUAGCCGACAAGGGCUGGCGCGUUGGAAUUGGCACGCACAAGAUUCGAUCCGUCAUCAACGAUGUCAUUAAGAAAUAUGACACGGUACCGAAAUGCAAAUACACGCCAGAAUGCAGAGACUGCGGGAAUUGGAAGAUGUACGAGAGUAACAGCACCAAUCCGUCCACUUCGUCUUCCAGUUCGACAACCACCAAGACUCGAACAAGGACAGAAACCUGCAAGACACCCGGCUGGUGGGGAUGUCUUGAUGAGACUACUACGACGACUGGAACCACGACAUCAACGUCAACAUCCACGACUACCACGUCGACUUCAACUUGCAAGACACCUGGGUGGUUUGGGUGCAAGGAUGAAGUUACAACGACGACGACGAGCAGCUCAUCGACCAGUACACCGACUGCCACGACCACUACUACCUGUGCUACUCCCGGCUGGUUUGGAUGCAAAGACAAGACAGUCAGCGUGCCAUCGCCAACAUCCCAUCCCAUAACAUCACCACCGCCUCUUCCUACAUAG